This is a messenger RNA of Drosophila grimshawi, 515 nucleotides long. Its product is annotated as histone H3-like centromeric protein cid. The record is from RefSeq and is a predicted model, not a curated record. The coding region runs from base 1 to 492 and encodes 163 amino acids. Gene Ontology annotation, molecular function: protein heterodimerization activity; DNA binding; structural constituent of chromatin. NCBI's taxonomy places the organism in Eukaryota, Metazoa, Arthropoda, Insecta, Diptera, Drosophilidae. The transcript has a single exon. Gene Ontology annotation, cellular component: nucleosome.
AUGAGUUCGCAGGAAUCGGAUUUGAGUUUGGCUUUUAGCGCAGUCAACUUAAAUGUGCGUUCCUCAACGACAGCAUCGCAGCAUGCAGUUGAGCAACCAGAUGGAAAUGUGGAAUCAGCUGGAAGUGGGGAAGAAACUUUGACAGCGCCCGCGCCAGCUUCCCGGGUGCGUCGCAAGCAGGCAAUGCCUUUAAUUCGGGCUGAAAGAUUACAGGGGGAGAUCCGUCGACUGCAGGCCACUUCACAGUUUAUGAUACCACGCACGGCAUUCGGUCGUGUCGUGCGUGAAAUUCUGCAAAAGCACACGCGGUAUCAGAAUUCAUUUCGCAUCACGAUGUCGGCACUGCUAGCGCUGCAGACGGCGUCAGAGUUAUAUAUGACGCAGCGCUUCGAGGAUUCCUAUCUGAUGACGUUGCAUCGCAAUCGGGUCACAUUGGAAGUGAGAGAUAUGGCUCUGAUGGCAUUCAUCUGCAAGCUGCAUGGACUACUCUAACGGCUUCCCAGUUAAAUAUUUUU